AUGUCCCUGCAAGAGCAAUUUGACCAGGCUGCUGCCAAUGUAAGGAAUCUUAAAUCCCUUCCCAGCGAUGGUGAUUUGCUUGAAUUGUAUGCCCUUUUCAAGCAAGCUACAGUUGGAGAUGCGGACCCUGCCAACAGGCCCGGCAUGUUCGACCUGAAAGGCAAGGCGAAGUUCGACGCGUGGCACAAGAAGAGCGGCAUGUCCAAGGAGGACGCGCAAAAGGCCUACAUCGCGAAAGUCGAGAGUCUAAUCGCGUCGAUCGGGCUGCAG
Iphiclides podalirius (scarce swallowtail) is the source of this 270-nucleotide messenger RNA. Lineage: Eukaryota; Metazoa; Arthropoda; Insecta; Lepidoptera; Papilionidae. The record is from the annotation of a GenBank genome assembly.